Molecule: messenger RNA, 3343 nt
Organism: Planococcus citri (citrus mealybug)
Lineage: Eukaryota; Metazoa; Arthropoda; Insecta; Hemiptera; Pseudococcidae
Product: longitudinals lacking protein, isoforms H/M/V-like
Exons: 6
Coding region: 272-2755 (827 amino acids)
Biological process (GO): regulation of transcription by RNA polymerase II
Cellular component (GO): nucleus
Molecular function (GO): sequence-specific DNA binding; DNA-binding transcription factor activity; protein binding
Source: RefSeq, a predicted model, not a curated record
AAGGGUAUGCCUGGCUACGUUUGAAGUCGUUCGCUUAUUACUAGAAUGCGAGUCUGACGUAGCGGUUGUGAGGUUGUGUCGAAACUCAAAUGCGUUGACUUACUAAGUUUUUUAUAUGUUACACUUCAAUUAUAAAAAUUCGAAUUUAUUAUUAUUAAACCAGUGUAUUGUUCGCGAAUUUCGAGAAGUUAUGCGUUAAAAAAUUACCUGUUAUGUGCGUUUACGAUAUUUUCGGUUAAGAUAAGCCAAUUUAAAGGUCUGUGAUAACAAGAUGUCUGAUAACCAGCAAUUUUGUCUUCGGUGGAAUAACCACCAAAGUACUUUGGUGCAAGUGAUCGAUAGUUUACUAUCCAGCGGCGUAUUGGUCGAUUGUACACUGGCGGCCGAGGGACAGUAUUUACACGCGCACAAAGUCGUAUUAUGUGCUUGUAGUCCGUACCUAGAGACGUUAUUAAGUCAACAUUACGAAAAGCAUCCGAUAGUCAUAUUAAAGGAUGUUAAGUUUCAAGAGCUCAAGUCGAUGAUGGAUUACAUGUACAAAGGCGAAGUGAACAUCUCGCAAGAUCAAUUAGGGCAAUUUCUAAAGGCUGCUGAAUCGCUACAAAUUAAAGGUUUGACGGACGGCGGCGGCGGCGAAAAUGAUGCCAAAGAUGUCGGUACCUCAGCACACAAUAAAAGGCACGAUCCGCCACCUAUUAGAAAAUCCGUACCACCCAACCAAUCUAGAUCAUCCGUUGUAUUACCUUCUCACAGCGCUGGUCUAACGAUCGAACCAAGUAAACGAACAAUACCGUCUCAUUUAUCCGAAUCACAACCAGAUAGUCCGAUUCGAUCGCGAGAAGGUAGUUCGUCACCCACACCUCGUAAACGAAGAAGACCCAGAAGGCCUUCUCAAGGCGAUGACGACGGUCAUCAAGAUAACUGUGAUCUUCCAAUGCAGCAGCAGUCUAUUCUAAAUACCGUUCCUAUCAUUCCACAAUUACCUGCUGGUUCCUCAUCUACCAUAACUAAAGCUCCACCGCCGGACGACGAACCCGAUCAACCUGCCGAAUCAGACGUUAGAUUAGCCGAGUCGGGCUUGCUAAAAGAAAAAAUAGAGCCUCAAUCCGAACUUUUAAUUGAACCUAAGACUGAAUAUAUGGAAGAAACUAAUAACGACGAUAGCGUUGAAGAUUUAACCUUAGACGACGACGACGAAUACGAUAAUAUGGACGGCGCUGGUCCUUCGCACGGCGGCGACAAUUCUAACCAAAGUUACGGUCAAUGGCAAAUGGGUGAAAGAACACAUGACGAUGUUUUCAUGGCGGCCCAAGAAGCUGUCGGCGGCGGACCUAGAGACUCACAAGAAUGUAUUCGGGUGAAAACUGAACCAAAUGAUGUGGAGAUGUGUUCUCCAUUGGCGUUACAGUUGAACAACUCUGAUUGGUCUAUCUCACCUUCAAGCGGUUCUUUGUCAGAUGAUAACGUUCUGAGUCCAGUCAGUGAAAACGAGGUUGAAAGUAUCACCGAAGAUAUCGAAGACAGUAACAUUCCGAGUCCAGUCAGUGUGAAUGGGGUUGAAAAUACUGUCGAAGAUGUCGAAGGCAGUUCUGCAAUUGCCGACUACAACGAAUCGAGUACUAUUGCUGCCGACGAUACUUCUUCAUAUAAUGGAAUGAUUGUCGAUAUCGCUAGCAACGGUGCCGAUUCUCAAGUACCUGAAACCAACGAACAGUUCGAGGAAGAACUUUUGGCAGAUUCCGCCACCAACAUCGGCCAAAUCCAUCCCAACGUCGAAAAUGGCCCGCAAGUUUGCCAAAUGAUUGUUGAAAACAAUCAUUCGGAAAUCUUCAAUGGUCCAACCGACAUGAUCCAUUCGGAGGAUGACUUAUCCGAUAUCGAGCUGUGUUUAGAAUCACCUGUUGCCUCGCCCCAUCCAUCGAAUCACGUUACCGAUACCCACCAAACGGAUCAGCACAACGUUCCGAAGCAAGUCGAGGUCAUCUCACUCGAACAGAAAGAAGCUGAAAUCGAUUGCGGAGUAGAACCGUUGUCAGAUCGGCUCACCUCCGAGUCUAGCCCAAGUCCCGUCAGCAUUUCACCUCCUCCUCCGCACAUCGUUACUCCUGCCGAAAUGGUCGACCAGUUUAUAGCCUCGGCACCGUGGAAGAAUCCUCCUCCCACCAAACAGACCUCGGCCAAGUCCAAGACACCGGCCGACGUCGUUAAACACGGAUCAGUCAUCAUUCGAGCUCGUGGAAAGAUCUUGCGCAAAUCGUCGCGUAAGAAAAAUCUCACCAACAAGAAACUAACAGCGAGACGUCGAGAUAGCUUCCAAGAAUAUCUCGAACAAGCCUUCGACUUGAAACCGUUCAUGAUUCGGCUAGACAGACACCGAAACGAAUCCGAAAUCAACGAGUCGGAAAAACUACAUUUCUUGUCCAAUUUCCACCUGAAGAAGAAAAGCGUUUUUCCGCUCUACUCGGAGCACCAGAAACGAGCCGAAUUCAACUCUCCUCGUCGUAAACCUCCGUUGAAAGCUAAACGAUCUCAGAAUAAGAAAGGUGCCGCGAAACCGAAAGCGGUUGCGAGAAAAAGAACUACACCGAAGCCUGAUCUCAGUCGAUACUCCAGAUGCAUCCAAGGAGUAAUCAUCGAAAGAUGGGAUGAAAACGCUUAUAGGAGACCUAUCGAAAUCCACGAUGAACACAGUUACAAUUUCAGAGAGAAUGAAAACGAACGCAGGUUGUCAACUGAUUUCUCCCUGGCAGUGUAACUCUGCCAUCCUACGUACUUGGAUUACAGUGUGUCAUAAAUUCGAUAUUUUUUUAUGCACAAUGUUGCUCGAUUGUCUCCCAUACGUAGUGUUAAAAUAGUAACCUGUAAUGUUUAGCUUUAAAUUUCUAAUACUUUAUGCAUUAUCUUGUUGUUUUCUCCUUCGUCAGUAUUCUACAUUUAUAUAUGUAGUAUGAAACGAGUACCUUUCAUUACCUCGUAAAUUUUUAUGUAGUGUUUAGAAAAAAUGUAAAUGUGAUAUUGGAAAAUGGUGGUACUUUCACAUAACCGUUUUGCCAUACAUUUUAUAUACCUAUAUCUCUAUUAAAUUUUAUAGGGAUAUGCUUAUUGUGAUAAUUGAAAAGGUUUCAUCUACAUUCAUAGUCGUAUCAGUAUAUUGUUGCUUUUGAUGACAAGUCGCUUGUUUGUUUGUAUAAAUUUACAUGGUGCGGUAUGUGUGCCUUGUUCCCCUCCCCCAUCCCCCCUUUCCAUUGAAUAUAUAUAUAUGGGUGGCUAGGUCUCAGUAUCUAUCGCAAAUGGAUCCAAUUUUUUAACAUUAUAUUGUAAGUUUUCCAAUUUUUUUCCCUUU